Solanum dulcamara is the source of this 491-nucleotide messenger RNA. Its product is annotated as cytochrome c oxidase subunit 6b-2. Gene Ontology annotation, cellular component: mitochondrion; respiratory chain complex IV. The transcript is spliced from 4 exons. NCBI's taxonomy places the organism in Eukaryota, Viridiplantae, Streptophyta, Magnoliopsida, Solanales, Solanaceae. The coding region runs from base 139 to 372 and encodes 77 amino acids. The record is from RefSeq and is a predicted model, not a curated record.
AUAAGAAAUAAAAUUUAAAAACAAUACCCAAAUGAAUCGGAUCUAGAAUUAUAAACUUAUAAUUAAUCCUUCACUAAUCUUCUUUUUCUUUUCAUUUCAGUCAAUUUUGAAGCUUCUCCUCAUUGAUUUGCAUCAGCCAUGGCCGAGAUUGAACUUAAGACUGCCCCAGCUGAUUUCAGGUUCCCAACAACCAACCAAACUAGGCACUGUUUCACACGCUAUGUCGAGUUUCAUAGGUGUGCUGCUGCAAAAGGUGAUGAGGCUGCUGACUGCCACAAAUUCGCAAAAUACUACCGUGCACUUUGCCCUGGUGAAUGGGUUGACAAGUGGAACGAGCAGAGAGAGAACGGGACUUUCCCAGGCCCUCUUUAAUUAGUUACCAUCAGAUUUGCAACAUCCUUUUGGUUAAUAAUGAAGAAGCAUUUGUUUGCAUUGAUGUUCUUGUUUGAAUUGUCAAGGUAUCAAUAAGGAAAACUUCUUUCUACUUGUUA